AUGAAACUUCCUCAAUUUAAGAUGCUCUCACAGCUCACAAAGAGAUCUUCUGCUGGGUUCUUGAAGAGACAUAAUACUCUCCAGAUUGCCACUGUUAGAUACCAAUCAAACAAGACAGCAUCAUCAGAUGAAAAGACCAAAGCUGAAGUUGCUGCUAAAGUCGCUAAACAAAAACAGUUAGACAAGUAUAAUGCUCUAAGUAACCAAAACCUAAUGAAACAACAAAAACAAUCAAGUUCACAAAAUAGUACACCAAAAAAACUUAAAAAAGUAAAGAAGGAUUAUUCAGCAAUUCCUAAAGUUCCAAGUACAAAAUACUUUACAUAUCAUGAAAUUGCUUAUGAUAAGUUAAUGAAUGGUCAUAGACCUCUUCUGUUAUUCCAUCGUCAUACCGAUGAACUUUCAGCUUUAGAUAAUUUUUUCAAACCACAACAUUUCUGGAAUACAACUGCUGUUGGUUCAGAUAAAUUAUCAGAAUGGAAUAAUGUACCAUAUGAUUCUGCUUAUAAAUUAAAACCAUUUACUCCACCAUCAUCACCACAAGAUAAAAUAAAACAAACUGAAGAAGAGUUAACAGGAUUCAUUGAUAAUAUGGAAAAUUCUACUCCAUCAAAGAAAUCAAAUGCUUCAAGAAGUCUUAAAAAGGGCAAAGCUAGUAGAAGAGUUAAAAAUAGAAAGACAAGAGGUAGAAUUAGACCAUCUUAUGAUUUUGAUUAUAACAAUAACCCAGAUGAUUAUUAA
Hansenula ciferrii is the source of this 741-nucleotide messenger RNA. It is a transcript of the gene PET20, whose product is annotated as Pet20p. The coding region runs from base 1 to 741 and encodes 246 amino acids. NCBI's taxonomy places the organism in Eukaryota, Fungi, Ascomycota, Saccharomycetes, Phaffomycetales, Wickerhamomycetaceae. The record is from RefSeq and is a predicted model, not a curated record. The transcript has a single exon.